This is a messenger RNA of Chrysochloris asiatica (Cape golden mole), 492 nucleotides long. RefSeq names its product fibroblast growth factor 2 (basic) (gene FGF2). The record is from RefSeq and is a predicted model, not a curated record. The coding region runs from base 25 to 492 and encodes 155 amino acids. Gene Ontology annotation, molecular function: growth factor activity; fibroblast growth factor receptor binding. Gene Ontology annotation, biological process: positive regulation of gene expression; regulation of cell migration; cell differentiation. Lineage: Eukaryota; Metazoa; Chordata; Mammalia; Afrosoricida; Chrysochloridae. The transcript is spliced from 3 exons. Gene Ontology annotation, cellular component: cytoplasm.
UCCCGGCAAGGCCCUGGCGGGGCCAUGGCAGCCGGCAGCAUCACUACGCUACCCACCCUCCCGGAUGACGGCGGCAGUGGAGCCUUCCCGCCCGGCCACUUCAAAGACCCCAAGCGACUGUACUGCAAAAAUGGAGGUUUUUUCCUGCGCAUCCACCCCGACGGUCGGGUGGACGGGGUCCGGGAGAAGAGUGACCCUCACAUAAAACUCCAACUUCAAGCAGAAGAGAGAGGAGUUGUAUCUAUCAAAGGAGUAUGUGCCAAUCGUUAUCUGGCUAUGAAGGAAGAUGGAAGAUUACUGGCUUCUAAAUGUGUAACAGACGAAUGUUUCUUUUUUGAACGACUGGAAUCUAAUAACUACAAUACUUACCGCUCAAGGAAAUACACCAGUUGGUAUGUGGCACUGAAACGAACGGGGCAGUACAAACUUGGACCCAAAACAGGACCUGGACAGAAAGCUAUACUUUUUCUUCCAAUGUCUGCUAAAAGCUGA